Molecule: messenger RNA, 6525 nt
Organism: Porites evermanni
Lineage: Eukaryota; Metazoa; Cnidaria; Anthozoa; Scleractinia; Poritidae
Source: the annotation of a GenBank genome assembly
AUGGAAGGCGAAGUUCGAAGAGGCGCUGAAACUGGCGCAGACAAUGCCUCUAUGGGUUAUAUGUUAACUGUAGGAGUUAUGGAAGAAGUCUUGGAAAAACUCAAAUUGCUUGACUACGAGACGGAUUUCUGUAAGCAGUGGGGAUUUAGGCCUUUGUCAAGGUGAGAUUUUGUCAAUGUACCCUAUAACGUGAAUGGUAAUCUUCGUUAGAACAAAUUAGAUAACAUCGUCUACGAUCGACAAGUUUCUUUUUUACUUACUUAAUGUGCAAAGUAAGCUCGAUCGGUGUGCAAAAGAAAGUUCUUUUACUCAGUUAUCUUAAUCAUACUGUGGUUAUCUGUUAGAUGUAAGCUUAGUGAUUUCGCUGCAAAAACGACAAAAGGACUGUUUACUUAAACCUACAUGAACAUGCAGCCUGUAUCACCAUAUAUAAAUGAUAACUAAUGUAAAAUUCCCCCCCCCCCCAAAAAAAAAAAAAAAAAAAAAAAAAAAAAUUGGUCAAUUAAGCCACAAAGGUAUUGGCUGUUUGUCAGAGCCAGUAACAUCACAGCUUAACAGACAGAUGAUCAACACAAGUGCAACUUAAAUGACCAAUCAGGUCAAUGUAGACCUAGAGUUUAGUACCAUCAAGUAAUGUGAUACAACUCACUUUGACUCUGAAGGUGACUUCCACUGUCAGCUGUUCUCAUAAUGUCUGUCACUGUCUUUAACAGUCCAAUUCAUGAAUACACUCACCCAGGUGAUCAUAUUCCACUUACUUACAACAUGACUCCUGGGUUCACACCUGUCGCUGUGUAAUAAGUAAACUGGAUACAAUCAUAUUGUCUUCAUUGUUCAUCCAUCAGGCACUUCUUUGCUCUGCCAACGAACCCAGGAGAGCAGUUCUUUACUUUUACAUCUCUAGCUGCAUGGCUGCUUACGUGUUGUGGAAGGAACUUUGAACAGCCACAAGAGGUGAAUUUUCUGUUUUUAAAACACAAUUUCAAGAUACGUGAUGAUUUUAUUGGCCUUGGCUCCCAUAGGUCUCUUGUAGCUUAGUGUUAGAGCAUCUGGACUGGUUACUAGAUGGUCAUAGGCUCAACUAUUAGGCCUGGUUCAGACACCAAACUUUUCAUGAGCUUAACCUAGUUUGAAUUAAGGCCGACUAAAAUUAUUUAGGCCACCUGAAUUGAUUCAGACGUCGAUCUUAAUUCCAGCCAAAUUAAAUUCAAAAGGAGAAAAAGGUCCAUUUCGGAGUCAAACUGCUUACAAAAUAGGUUAUAAUUUAAGCAUUAGGUUUGGUAAAUAAAAAGUCCGGCAUCUGAAUCAAAGCCAUUCCAAAGUCGAUCCAUAGUUGAAAUUCUCGACCAGGCUAAGCAGAAAGAACGGCUGAGUCAUUCCAAACCAUGUAUUUAAUUCAUUGUAUUAGGUUUGGCUCAUGAAAAGUUAGUGUGAGUACUUGGAUUUUUGCCUCCGAGCUGCCUGUAUCACUGACUGAAUAAACAGAUUAAUCAUUAAUUUUUGUUAUUAUGUCUAGGCAAGACAAUUCAAGUAACUAAUUCGAGGUCAUUUGGAGACAAGGGACUUCUUUGUUUUCCUUGAUGCUUUAUGCACAGUUUUACCUUUUAGGAUAACAAUAAUACUAUCAUAAUUUGUUAUUGUUUUUCAUUGUAAUUAUUGUUUAGCACUUUCAUCAAUACAGUGCAAAAACUCAUUAUUCAGACAAGCUGCAAUUUUCAUAUUGUCAAAUAUCGAAAAAAAUAGAUAGUGAAAGAACUGCUGCAGUAAUCGUCACACCAGGAUUGCCCACAGCUGAAACAAAACACAACGUGACUCCGGCCCAUAAUAUUUUUUAUUGACUCUGCCUGUCUGAGUCAAUGUCAAUCAUAAUGAUGCAAUCAUUUUUAACUGUACUUUAAAGGUUAUUCCUAACUGAACUGAAUUUUGUCUUUCAGUAUGAUGACCCAAAUGCUACUGUGUCAAAUAUUUUGGAUGAGUUAAAAAAAUUGGUGAGAUGACUUGAUUAUUUUUCCUUGAUGGUCUGACUUGUUGGUACAUUUUUAAUGUUGGGUUUGUUUUCUUUUAAAAUUUAGGGAGCCUCAGCUGAUUUUCCUCCAGCAAAACUGAAAACAGGCUCUGGAGAGCAGGUACAAACUGUUUUACUAUUCACUGUGUUCAAAUUCACAUUUAAAAUAAUUAUUGAUCUUAUCAUAAAGUAUUUAAUUCUUUCCUUUAACCAACAAAUUGAGGGAGGCAAUUUUGAGCUUAUGGUGCAUGUAUUAACCAUUUUCUUAAAAAUAAUCUCAAUAACCUCUCUCUAAAAUUUUUUUAGGUUUGUUAUGUUAUUGAUAAACUUGCUGAUGAAGCCCUAAAAGCCAAGAAAUUUGCUUGGCAAAAGUAAGUCUUGUUUUCAGUGAUAUGAAUAUAGUCAUUACUGUUAACUUUGAGUAAAUGUUGUCAGCUUUGUUGCACAGAAUUUUUGGUGGGAGUUUAAUUUUGUGGAUUGGUGACUUUUGUAUUUUAAGCGAUUGUGAAGGACUGCUUGAGUUUUGCUUGGGCUGGAUUUAUUUUUGUAAUUUCCAGGAAGUUGCCUUUAAUUAGCUUUGGAAUUAAAACACAUAUAGUUUUUUUUAAUGUUACCUAAGACCUUCAGCAACCACUGUUGAACCAGUCAGUUUAGAAGAAAAGUCUCCAUUUGUUUUGCCUGUUUGGUUCUUCAUGUUAUUUUGCUGUGUCAUGUUGUUUUACUCAGUUGNUUGGCAAAAGUAAGUCUUGUUUUCAGUGAUAUGAAUAUAGUCAUUACUGUUAACUUUGAGUAAAUGUUGUCAGCUUUGUUGCACAGAAUUUUUGGUGGGAGUUUAAUUUUGUGGAUUGGUGACUUUUGUAUUUUAAGCGAUUGUGAAGGACUGCUUGAGUUUUGCUUGGGCUGGAUUUAUUUUUGUAAUUUCCAGGAAGUUGCCUUUAAUUAGCUUUGGAAUUAAAACACAUAUAGUUUUUUUUAAUGUUACCUAAGACCUUCAGCAACCACUGUUGAACCAGUCAGUUUAGAAGAAAAGUCUCCAUUUGUUUUGCCUGUUUGGUUCUUCAUGUUAUUUUGCUGUGUCAUGUUGUUUUACUCAGUUGUAAUGAUAAAUUUAUACUUGUUCUCCUCUCAAGGCCUCAACAUGCUCAAGAAGACUUUGAAGAGGAAACCAUGGAGGACGAUGAGGCUGAACUAACAUUGAACAAAGUGGAAGAGGAGAUGAUGGUGAGAUUAGUUCUAACUGCUCAAAUUCCUCUUUGUUGUUUCUUGCCCCUGGGAACUUACUAUUGCAUUUGGACAACAAGGAUAUCUUAAAAAACGCAGCUGCUGAGCUGCCUUGGAUUUUUGUUGUAUUCAUUAAGAACUUUUGUGCUCCCUGUCAUACAGUUUUUCUCUAAUGUGUAUAAAAAGUAACUGUAUCAGUGUACUGGAAUAAGUCCGUGGGGGAUCCAGGGGAGAAUCCCCCCUUAUUUUUAGACCAAACUGAGGCCCAAAGGGCUGUAAAAAAAUUUUUUUCUAGACCACCCCCCCCUCCCCUUUAUCCCAGGGUCUGGAUGACCGCCUCCCCCCCCUCUCCCCCUCUCCCUUAUCUGGAGGUCUGAAUCCACCACUGCAAGUUUAAUACCAUAUUUUGUUUUUGAUUAGUUCUGUUGCAUUUUCCCUUCAAGGAUGAAGCAGAUGAAGAAAUUGAAGAAGAUGACAAUUAUCUUGAUCUCGCUGGAAUGAAACAGCAGUCUCAGAUGAAUGUAAAUAAUAUUUGAUAGUAAAUACAAAACUGAAGGAAAAUUAAGCUCUGUGUCAGCCAGCCUUUGUGAUUUGCUGGUCUUAUCUAUAUAUACAAGAUUUUUGAGUUAAUUUCUAAAACUUUAGACCACAGUACUGUAUGAAUAAUUUCCUUGCCAUACAGUUAGGCCUUAUUGACAAUAAACAUCACUAAAGAGGGACUGAAUAACGCGUCCUGAGGAAACAAGUGUCUAAAACAGUGAUUUUAAAUGUUUGUUUAGGAUAUUGCUGAUUCAUCAAAGCCUGAUUCUGUUAUGGAGUCAACUACAGAUGCUGCAGAAUGGAAACUUGAAGUGGAAAGAGUUUUACCACUAUUAAAAGUUCACAUAAGAACUGAUAACAAGGUAGGUAUUAUGGUAAAUAGGUUUUACACAUUUUGUCGGUGUAGUUCUGAUUAUGUGUAUAGUCUUUGGAGUUGACUGUUUGUUUAUGUAAACUUUCCUGACCUCCUGUGUAAUACUCGUCUACGUUGUUGUGUCACUUCCUUAGUUCAGUAGAGAUUGUCUUUGUUUCCAUGUACUCUCGACGUUUAGUGUCAAUUUUCAUAGGACAAUGUCUGCUUAAAAUAUGCUGAAUAUUGACUGGCUGAUUAUUACAUUUUACAUUUCAGGGACAUUUAGACAAGCUCCACCAUGAAAUAAGUAGAACUCUUGAAAAAAUAGGCAGUCGUGAAAAAUACAUCAAUAACCAGGUAACUGAAAGUAAUGUAUUUAAUGUAUUUAAUUCUUAUUUACAAUGUUAAUUUCUAUUAACUUACCAGUCACUGACUUACAGUGUGUACUUUGUAUACAGCAUAAAAUUAAAAAUCACAUGCAUCUGUGAUCUUAUAUACUCCAUAUCUGGUAUCCAUAAACAUGUAAAUUAUAAAUUUCUUCCUUGUUGCCUGAUAUUUUGAAUCAAGUUCAUAUUAAUAAUAAUAUUGCUACCAAAUAACAAAACACAGCAGAUUGAAAAAAAAUUAAACAAUGUCCAGACCUGAACACAAUACCCAAUAAAAAUAACCUCUAACAGCCUCUAACAUAAUAUGCACAUAACCUAUGUAAGCAUGGUACCUAUUAUUGCUCAGUAUUUUCCAAAAUAAAAUUUUGAGGUUUUCGUUGUGUAAUGGAGUCAAAGGUCGCAGUUUUGAACUUUUUUUCUAUUACAGCUUGAACACUUGCUGCAAGAAUUUCGAAGUUUACAAGAUACCCUAGCUGAGGUAGGGAAUAUUUCAUAAAUAAAGUUUUCUGCCAAGAAAUGUUUUCUUCAACUUCCCACACACAUACAAUACUGAUAUGACACUGCAUGUGUUGCGUGCCUCUUAAAUGAACUACUUUGUAAUUUUACUUCCUUCGAAUUCAAACUACUUUGAGGGUUUUACAUGUGAUCUUCUUUGCAGACAAAAGAGCGUUACAAACAAGGAUCUGGUGGAGUAACAGAACUAACAAAGACAUUGGCUCAGGUUUGUUGGUAUUACUUAGUCACCACCUCAAGUGACCUGCUUACAUACACUUUCUUGCUCUUGGCACUAGUUAAUCAUUCUGUGAAUUAUUUGACCAAGGGUGAGUUUGAGAUGGCUGGAUUUUGGCCACAUUGCAUUUUUGGACCAAGACAAAGUCAAGGUCAAUUAAAAUGCCAAAAAGAGGAAAGAACAAGAUCCAUUCCAUCUAUCUUAACUUAAAGAGCUUGGUCAUGGUCAAUAAAGGAUGUGUCGUUUUGUUAAGAAAACUUUUUUUUCUUCUUGUGGGACCAAAGCAGGCAGUCCUGCUCAAGAAGCCAAUCAGAAUACAGGAUUUUCUUUAUCUUACCCACUCACAGAUUCAACCAUGUGGUAAAUUUGCUGUCAAGCUCUGAUUGUUUAGAACUAUUGAUUGCCUUUGAGUCUUGUGAUUGGCCAGAGAAAUUUCUUUAUCUUUUCUUGUUUUGUGGCACUAACAAAAACACUCACAUAAAGUGUGGUCGAAUUUGUAGAUCACUGAAGAACUUGAAACUGUAAAAGCUCAGAUGGAUGAAAGAGGAACAAACAUGACAGAUGCAGGUAGGUGUAUGAUAAAUCAGUGGUUAAGAUGUACAAGUAGAAUACCACACAACCAUGAAAAAAGAUCUUUAAAUCACACAUCUACAGGUUCCACUUUGAUCAUAUGGGAAGAGCUACAUGUAAAGUUUGAAAAAUCUCUCUUUGUUUGUCUUUUGACAGGUCCUUUGGUAAGAAUAAAACAAGCUUUAACAAGACUUAAACAAGAGGUUACUCAGAUGGAUGUUCGGAUUGGAGUGGUAUGUGUAGUAUUCUUAAACAUUUAAUCAACACCUAAUUUUAAAUACAUUAGAGUGUCGUGCAAGUUCUAAGUCAAGAUGUUACCACACUAAAGAUUUGGCUUUUGCAAUAAUGUUUGCUAAUAUCAAGUACUGGUAACAGCUCUCAGCUCAUUUAAAUGUAAUUUUUGGAAUAAUGAGUUCCAAAGUAUUCAAAAGAUAUCCAAGGGUUUUCAGAGGUAACACAACCCGGAGAUUUCUCAAGUUCAUGAUUAGACUACUAGAUAAAUACCGGUAUAACACAGUGGUAUGGAAUUAUUUCCUAUCCAGCUGCCUUGCCUAUUUGUAAAACUAUUUUACCUGCACCUUACAGUUGACUCUAUUUUCAUCUUGGUUUUCAGGUGGAGCAUUCUCUGUUACUGGCCAGAAUCCGUGACCGCAGUGCCAUCAGAGAAGACAUGCACGCUCCUGUUACAGAUGCAACAUUUGGUGAUUUUAAAGCAUUUUAA